UUCGUGAGACACUGUGACACACACACCACUCAUUAUCCGGUCAAACUAUAUGAUCAUGCCGGUAGACUUAUGAUAACGGAAGCUUAACAAACUUUUUUUUUUCUGUAAUUGUCGCAUCAGCAUCUGUAACCGGUUGGGCUAAUGUCAAACGCCGUCGUGAAUGGCCUCGCCGGUGCCGGCGGAGGUAUAAUUGCUCAAAUAAUCACAUAUCCUCUCCAAUCAGUAAACACACGGCAGCAAACGGAGCGAAUCGCAAAGAAAUCGCAGUCGAAAGGAUCAUCUGGUGGUACACUUGUUCAAAUGCUGCAAGUAAUAAGAAGUGAAGGGAUUGGAGGGUUAUAUAGUGGACUCAAGCCUUCUUUGCUUGGAACUGCUACGUCACAGGGGAUAUACUAUUACUUUUACCAGGUUUUUAAGAAUAAAGCUGAAGCUAUCGCAGCUGCAAAUAAAAGAAAGGGUCAUGGGGACGGUACGGUGGGCAUGUUCUCGUGGCUUGUCGUUGCUGCUUUAGCUGGAUCACUGAAUGUACUGUUUACAAAUCCGAUAUGGGUGCUUGUCACACGUAUGCAGACGCAUACUCAAGCAGAACACAAGAUUCUAGAAGCAAAGAAGGAAGCUCUGAUAAGAGAAUACUCUGAAAGCAGUUUGGUUGGCUCUUCUUUACAAGAUAAGUUACGUGAACUUGACUCAGUGAAGCCUAACCCUUACGGGACGUUGCAUGCGGCAUACGAGGUUUAUAAUGAAGCUGGGAUAAGGGGAUUUUGGAAAGGCAUUGUGCCGACUCUAAUCAUGGUGUGCAAUCCAUCAAUACAGUUCAUGAUAUACGAGACCUCUUUAAAGUACUUGAAAGCUAAACAAGCUAAUAACAAGCUGAGUUCAAACAAAGUUUCUGCAUUGGAGGUAUUUCUCGUAGGUGCCAUUGCGAAACUUGGAGCAACUGUUACAACAUACCCACUGUUAGUCGUGAAGUCAAGACUUCAAGCAAAACAAGAAAUCAGUACAAACAAUUCUUUGAGAUAUUCAGGUACCAUGGACGCAAUUGUAAAAAUGAUUCGCUACGAAGGAUUUUCAAGCUUUUACAAAGGAAUGAGUACGAAGAUAGUACAAAGUGUAUUUGCUGCUUCUGUACUUUUCAUGAUUAAGGAGGAGCUUGUUAAGUUUUAUGCAGUAUUAGCAAAGAAGAGCCAGAAGAUAUUAUUAACUCUGUCAAGUUAGUAGACUGUGAUAUAUAGGGUAACUUGUAUACAUGUAUUUUAAUUGCAACACGAAGUAGAAAUGAAAAGUGAUCUUUGUGUGAAUCUGAACAAUUGUCAUCAUUGAGAUAUUUUUUGCUAUAAUAGAUGAGAUUUCAGAGAAAA
Molecule: messenger RNA, 1358 nt
Organism: Erigeron canadensis
Lineage: Eukaryota; Viridiplantae; Streptophyta; Magnoliopsida; Asterales; Asteraceae
Product: peroxisomal nicotinamide adenine dinucleotide carrier-like
Exons: 11
Coding region: 142-1215 (357 amino acids)
Biological process (GO): transmembrane transport; nucleotide transport
Source: RefSeq, a predicted model, not a curated record